This is a messenger RNA of Acanthosepion pharaonis, 7809 nucleotides long. The record is from the annotation of a GenBank genome assembly. NCBI's taxonomy places the organism in Eukaryota, Metazoa, Mollusca, Cephalopoda, Sepiida, Sepiidae.
AUGAACUUCUUUCUUCUUUCAUUCAUCUGUGUCUCUUUCUUUCUUUCAUUCAUCUGUCUCUUUCUUUCUUUCAUUCAUCUGUCUCUUUCUUUCAUUCAUCUGUCUCUUUCUUUCUUUCAUUCAUCUGUCUCUUUUCUUUCAUUCAUCUGUCUCUUUCUUUCUUUUUCAUUUCUGUCUCUUUCUUUCAUCAUCUCAUCUCUUUCUUUCAUUCAUCUGUCUCUUUCUUUCAUUCAUCAUCUGUCUCUUUCUUUCAUUCAUCUGUCUCUUUCUUUCUUUCAUUCAUCUGUCUCUUUCUUUCAUUCAUCUGUCUCUUUCUUUCUUUCAUUCAUCUGUCUCUUUCUUUCAUUCAUCUGUCUCUUUCUUUCUUUCAUUCAUCUGUCUCUUUCUUUCAUUCAUCUGUCUGUUUCUUUCUUUCAUUCAUCAUUCUUUCUUUCUUUCAUUCAUCUGUCUCUUUCUUUUCAUUCAUCUGUCUCUUUCUUUCUUUCAUUCAUCUGUCUCUUUCUUUCAUUCAUCUGUCUCUUUCUUUUCUUUUCAUUCAUCUGUCUCUUUCUUUCUUUCAUUCAUCUUCUCUUUCUUUCAUUCAUCUGUCUCUUUCUUUUCUUUCAUUCAUCUGUCUCUUUUUCUUUCAUUCAUCUGUCUCUUUCUUUCUUUCAUUCAUCUGUCUCUUUCUUUCUUUCAUUCAUCUGUCUCUUUCUUUCAUUCAUCUGUCUUUCUUUCUUUCAUUCAUCUGUUUCUUUUCAUUCAUCUGUCUUUCUUUCUUUCAUUCAUCUGUCUCUUUUCUUUCUUUUCAUUCAUCUGUCUCUUUCUUUCUUUCAUUCAUCUUUCUUUUUUUUUCAUUCAUCUGUCUCUUUCUUUCAUUCAUCUGUCUCUUUCUUUCUUUCAUUCAUCUGUCUCUUUCUUUCAUUCAUCAUCUGUUUCUUUCUUUCAUUCAUCUGUCUCUUUCUUUCUUUCAUUCAUCUGUCUCUUUCUUUCAUUCAUCUGUCUCUUUCUUUCUUUCAUUCAUCUGUCUCUUUCUUUCAUUCAUUCAUCUUUCUUUCAUUCUUUCUUUUUUCAUUCAUCUGUCUCUUUUUUUUUUUUUCAUUCAUCUUUCAUUCAUCUGUUUCUUUUCUUUCAUUCAUCUGUCUCUUUCUUUCAUUCAUCUUUCUUUCUUUCUUUCAUUCAUCUGUCUCUUUCUUUCAUUCAUCUGUCUCUUUUUUUUUCAUUCAUCUGUCUCUUUUCUUUCAUUCAUCUGUCUCUUUCUUUCUUUCAUUCAUCUGUCUCUUUCUUUCAUUCAUCUGUCUCUUUCUUUCUUUCAUUCAUCUGUCUCUUUCUUUCAUUCAUCUGUCUCUUUCUUUCUUUCAUUCAUCUGUCUCUUUCUUUCAUUCAUCUGUCUCUUUCUUUCUUUCAUUCAUCUGUGUCUUUCUUUCAUUCAUCUGUCUCUUUCUUUUUCUUUCAUUCAUCUUUCUUUCUUUCAUUCAUCUGUCUCUUUCUUUCUUUCAUUCAUCUGUCUCUUUCUUUCUUUCAUUCAUCUGUCUCUUUCUUUCAUUCAUCUGUCUCUUUCUUUCAUUCAUCUGUCUCUUUCUUUCUUUCAUUCAUCUGUCUCUUUCUUUCAUUCAUCUGUCUCUUUCUUUCAUUCAUCUGUCUCUUUCUUUCUUUCAUUCAUCUGUCUCUUUCUUUCAUUCAUCUGUCUCUUUCUUUCUUUCAUUCAUCUCUUUCAUUCUUUCUUUCUUUCAUUCAUCUGUCUCUUUCUUUUUUUUCAUUCAUCUGUGUCUUUCUUUCAUUCAUCUCUCUUUCUUUCUUUCAUUCAUCUGUCUCUUUCUUUUCAUUCAUCUGUCUCUUUCUUUUUUCUUUCAUUCAUCUGUGUCUUUCUUUCAUUCAUCUUCUUUCUUUUUUUCAUUCAUCUGUCUCUUUCUUUUCUUUUCAUUGUCUCUUUCUUUCAUUCAUUCAUCUCUUUCUUUCUUUCAUUCAUCUGUCUCUUUUUCUUUCAUUCAUCUGUCUCUUUCUUUCUUUCAUUCAUCUGUCUCUUUCUUUCUUUCAUCUGUCUCUUUCUUUCUUUCAUCAUCUCUCUUUUUUUUCUUUCAUUCAUCUGUCUCUUUCUUUCUUUCAUUCAUCUGUCUCUUUCUUUCAUUCAUCUGUCUCUUUUCUUUUCUUUCAUUCAUCUCUUUAUUCUUUUCUUUCAUUCAUCUGUCUCAUUUUUUUUCUUCUUUCAUUCAUCAUGUCUCUUUCUUUUUUCAUUCAUCUGUCUCUUUCUUUCUUUCAUUCAUCUGUCUCUUUCUUUCAUUCAUCUGUCUCUUUCUUUCAUUCAUCUUCUCUUUCGUUCUUCUUUUCAUCUGUCUCUUUCUUUCUUUCAUCUAUCUCUUUCUUUCAUUCAUCUGUCUUUUUCUUUCUUUCAUUCAUCUGUCUCUUUCUUUCUUUCAUUCAUCUGUCUUUCUUUUCUUUCAUUCAUCUUUCUCUUUCUUUUUCAUUCAUCUGUCUCUUUCUUUCUUUCAUCUGUCUCUCUCUUUCUUUCAUUCAUUCUCUUUCUUUCUUUCAUUCAUCUGUCUCUUUCUUUUCAUUCAUCUGUCUCUUUCUUUCUUUCAUUCAUCUCUCUUUCUUUCUUUCAUUCAUCUGUCUCUUUCUUUCAUUCAUCUCUCUUUCUUUCUUUCAUUCAUCUUUCUCUUUCUUUCUUUCAUCUUUGUCUCUUUUCUUUCUUUCAUUCAUCUGUCUCUUUCUUUUCAUUCAUCUGUCUCUUUCUUUCUUUCAUUCAUCUGUCUCUUUCUUUCUUUCAUUCAUCUUUCUCUUUCUUUCAUUCAUCUGUUCUCUUUCUUUUUCAUUCAUCUGUCUCUUUCAUUCAUCUGUUUCUUUCAUUUUUCAUUCAUCUGUCUCUUUCUUUCAUUCAUCUGUUCUUUCUUUCUUUCAUUCAUCUGUCUCUUUCUUUCUUUCUUUUUCAUUGUCUCUUUCUUUCAUUUCAUUCAUCUUUCUUUCUUUCAUUCAUCUGUCUCUUUCUUUCAUUCAUCUGUCUCUUUCUUUCUUUUCAUCUGUCUCUUUUUCUUUCAUUCAUCUGUCUCUUUCUUUCAUUCAUUCAUCUGUCUUUUCUUUCAUUCAUCUGUCUCUUUCUUUUUUCAUUCAUCUGUCUCUUUCUUUCUUUUUUCAUCUUUCUUUUCAUUUUUUUUUCAUUCAUCUGUUUCUUUCUUUCUUUCAUUCAUCUGUCUCUUUUCUUUCUUUCAUUCAUCUGUCUCUUUCUUUCAUUCAUCUGUUUCUUUCUUUCUUUCAUUCAUCUGUCUCUUUCUUUCAUUCAUUCAUCUCUUUCUUUCUUUCAUUCAUCUGUCUUUCUUUCUUUCAUUCAUCUGUUUCUUUCUUUCUUUCAUUCAUCUGUCUCUUUCUUCUUUUCAUUCAUCUGUCUCUUUCUUUCAUUCAUCUGUCUUUUCUUUCUUUCUUUCAUUCAUCUGUCUCUUUUCUUUUCUUUCAUUCUCUUUUUUUCUUUCAUUCAUCUGUCUCUUUCUUUUCUUUCAUUCAUCUGUCUCUUUUUUCAUUCAUCAUUCUCUUUCUUUCUUUCAUUCAUCUGUCUUUCUUUCUUUCAUUCAUCUGUCUCUUUCUUUCUUUUCUUUGUGUCUUUUCUUUCAUUCAUCUGUCUUUCUUUCUUUUUUUUUCUUUUCUCUUUCUUUCAUUCAUCUGUCUCUUUCUUUCUUUCAUUCAUCUGUCUCUUUCUUUCAUUCAUCUGUUUCUUUCUUUCUUUCAUUCAUCUGUCUCUUUCUUUUUUUCAUCUUCAUCUUUCUUUUCUUUCAUUUCUUUCUUUCAUUCAUUCUGUCUCUUUCUUUCUUUCAUUCAUCUGUCUUUUUCUUUCUUUCAUUCAUCAUUCUUUCUUUUCUUUCAUUCAUCUCUCUUUUCUUUUGUUUCAUUCAUCUCUUUCUUUCAUUCAUCUUUCUUUCUUUCUUUUCAUUCAUCUGUCUUUUCUUUUCAUUCAUCUGUUCUUUCUUUCUUUCAUUCAUCUUUUCUUUCUUUCAUUCAUCUGUCUUUUUCUUUCUUUCAUUCAUCUGUCUCUUUCUUUCAUUCAUCUGUCUCUUUUCUUUCUUUCAUUCAUCUUCUUUUUUUCAUUCAUCUGUCUCUUUCUUUCAUUCAUCUGUCUCUUUCUUUCUUUCAUUCAUCUGUCUCUUUCUUUCAUUCAUCUGUCUCUUUUCUUUUCUUUCAUUCAUCUGUCUCUUUCUUUCAUUCAUUCAUCUUUCUUUCAUUCAUCUGUCUUUCUUUCUUUCAUUCAUCUCUUUCUUUCUUUCAUUCAUCUGUCUUUCUUUCUUUCUUUCAUUCAUUUCUUUCUUUCUUUCAUUCAUCUGUUCUUUCUUUCUUUCAUUUUCUUUCUUCUUUUUUUCAUUCAUCUGUUUCUUUCUUUCAUUCAUCUGUCUCUUUUUUUCUUUCAUUCAUCUGUUCUUUCUUUCAUUCAUCAUUCUUUCUGUUUUCAUUCAUCUUUCUCUUUCUUUUCUUUCAUUCAUCUUCUUUCUUUUUCAUUCAUCUCAUUCUUUCUUUUCUUUCUUUCUUUCAUUCAUCUGUCUCUUUCUUUCUUUCAUUCAUCUGUCUUUUUCUUUCAUUCAUCUUUCUCUUUCUUUCUUUUCAUUCAUCUGUCUCUUUUCUUUCAUCUGUCUCUUUCUUUCUUUCAUCUCUCUCUUUCUUUCUUUCAUUCAUCUUUCUUUCUUUCAUUCAUCUGUCUCUUUUCUUUCUUUCAUCUGUCUCUUUCUUUCUUUCAUUCAUCUGUCUCUUUCUUUCUUUCAUUCAUCUGUCUUUCUUUCUUUCAUUCAUCUGUCUCUUUUUUUUUUUUUCAUUCAUCUCUUUCUUUCUUUUCAUUCAUCUGUCUCUUUCUUUCUUUCAUUCAUCUGUCUCUUUCUUUCAUUCAUCUGUCUCUUUCUUUCAUUCAUUCAUUGUCUCUUUCAUUUCUUUCAUUCAUCAUUCAUCUGUUUCUUUCUUUUUUUCAUUCAUCUUUCUUUCUUUCUUUCAUUCAUCUUCUUUCUUUCAUUCAUUGUCUCUUUCUUUCUUUCAUUCAUCUGUCUCUUUUUCUUUCAUUUUUCAUUCAUCUUUUUCUUUCAUUCAUCUGUCUCUUUCUUUCUUUCAUUCAUCUGUCUCUUUCAUUCAUCUGUCUUUUUUCUUUUUUCAUUCAUCUGUCUGUUUUUCUUUUCAUUCAUCUGUCUCUUUUCUUUCUUUUCAUUCAUCUGUCUCUUUCUUUCAUUCAUCUGUCUCUUUUCUUUCAUUCAUCUGUCUCUUUCUUUCAUUCAUCUGUUUCUUUCAUCUUUUCUUUUUUCUUUCAUUCAUCUGUUUCUUUCUUUCAUUCAUCUGUUUCUUUCUUUCUUUCAUUCAUCUGUCUCUUUUCUUUCAUUCAUCUCUUUCUUUCUUUCAUUCAUCUGUUUCUUUCUUUCUUUUCAUUCAUCUGUCUCUUUCUUUUUCUUUCUCUUUCAUCUUCUCUUUCUUUUCAUUCAUCUGUCUCUUUCUUUUCAUUCAUCUGUCUUUUCUUUCUUUCAUUCAUCUGUCUCUUUUUCUUUCAUUCAUCUCUUUCUUUCUUUCAUUCAUUCAUCUGUCUCUUUUCUUUCAUUCAUCUGUCUCUUUCUUUUCUUUCAUUCAUCUGUCUCUUUCUUUUCAUUCAUCUGUCUCUUUCUUUCUUUCAUUCAUCUUUCAUUCUUUCUUUCAUUCAUCUGUCUUUCUUUCUUUCUUUCUUUCAUUCAUCUGUCUCUUUCUUUCUUUCAUUCAUCUGUCUCUUUCUUUCAUUCAUUUUCUUUUCUUUCUUUCAUUCAUCUGUCUCUUUCUUUCAUUCAUCUGUCUCUUUCUUUUUCAUUCAUCUGUCUUUCUUUCAUUCAUCUCUUUUCUUUCUUUCAUUCAUUCUUUCUUUCAUUCAUCUGUCUCUUUCUUUCAUUCAUCUUUCAUUCAUCUUUCUUUUUUUUUCAUUCAUCUGUCUCUUUCUUUUCUUUCAUUCAUCUGUUUUUCUUUCUUUCAUUCAUCUUUCUCUUUCUUUCUUUCAUUCAUCUGUCUCUUUCUUUCUUUCAUUCAUCUGUCUCUUUCUUUCUUUCAUUCAUCUGUCUCUUUCUUUCAUUCAUCAUCUUUUCUUUCUUUCAUUCAUCUGUCUUUUCUUUUCUUUCAUUUCUUUCUUUCUUUCAUUCAUCUCUCUUUCUUUCAUCUUUUUCAUUCAUCUGUCUCUUUCUUUCUUUCAUUCAUCUGUCUCUUUCUUUUCUUUCAUUCAUCUCUUUCUUUCUUUCAUUCAUCUUCUCUUUCUUUCUUUCAUCUGUCUCUUCUCUUUCUUUCAUUCAUCUGUCUCUUUCUUUCUUUCAUUCAUCUGUCUCUUUCUUUCUUUCAUUCAUCUGUCUCUUUCUUUCUUUCAUUCAUCUGUCUCAUUUCUGUUUCUUUUCAUUCAUCUGUCUCUUUCUUUCAUUCAUCUGUCUCUUUUCUUUCUUUUCAUUCAUCUCUCUCUUUCUUUCUUUCAUUCAUCUGUCUCUUUCUUUCUUUCAUCUUUCUUUCAUUCAUCUGUCUCUUUCUUUCAUUCAUCUGUCUCUUUCUUUCUUUCAUUCAUCUGUCUCUUUCUUUCUUUCAUUUCAUCUGUCUUUCAUUUUCUUUCUUUCUUUCAUUCAUCUGUCUCUUUCUUUCUUUCAUUCAUCUGUUUCAUUCAUCUGUCUUUCUUUUCUUUCAUUCAUCUGUCUCUUUCUUUCAUUCAUCUGUGUCUCUUUCUUUCUUUCAUUCAUCUGUCUCUUUCUUUCUUUCAUUCAUCUGUCUCUUUCUUUCAUUCAUCUGUCUCUUUCUUUCAUUCAUCUGUCUCUUUCUUUCUUUCAUUCAUCUGUCUCUUUCUUUCAUUCAUCUGUCUCUUUCUUUCUUUCAUUCAUCUGUCUCUUUCUUUCAUUCAUCUGUCUCUUUCUUUCUUUCAUUCAUCUGUCUCUUUCUUUCUUUCAUUCAUCUGUCUCUUUCUUUCAUUCAUCUGUCUCUUUCUUUCUUUCAUUCAUCUGUCUCUUUCUUUCUUUCAUUCAUCUGUCUCUUUCUUUCUUUCAUUCAUCUGUCUCUUUCUUUCUUUCAUUCAUCUGUCUCUUUCUUUCAUUCAUCUGUCUCUUUCUUUCUUUCAUUCAUCUGUCUCUUUCUUUCUUUCAUUCAUCUGUCUCUUUCUUUCAUUCAUCUGUCUCUUUCUUUCUUUCAUUCAUCUGUCUCUUUCUUUCAUUCAUCUGUCUCUUUCUUUCAUUCAUUCAUCUGUCUAUUUCUUUCUUUCAUUCAUCUGUCUCUUUCUUUCUUUCAUUCAUCUGUCUCUUUCUUUCAUUCAUCUGUCUCUUUCUUUCUUUCAUUCAUCUGUCUCUUUCUUUCUUUCAUUCAUCUGUCUCUUUCUUUCAUUCAUCUGUCUCUUUCUUUCUUUCAUUCAUCUGUCUCUUUCUUUCAUUCAUCUGUCUCUUUCUUUCUUUCAUUCAUCUGUCUCUUUCUUUCAUUCAUCUGUCUCUUUCUUUCUUUCAUUCAUCUGUCUCUUUCUUUCAUUCAUCUGUCUCUUUCUUUCUUUCAUUCAUUUUUCUCUUUCUUUCUUUCAUUCAUCUGUCUCUUUCUUUCUUUCAUCUGUCUCUUUCUUUCCUUCAUUCAUCUGUGUCUCUUUCUUUCUUUCAUUCAUCUGUGUCUCUUUCUUUCGUUUUUUUUUUAACAUUUCCACAUAUUCAUCCUUUCAUUUUUUUUCGUCGUUUGAAAUACUUCCGAUUCUUCAUUGUUUUACCUCAAUUUUUCUCUUUUUCUUUCAAUUUAUUUUUUGAUGCUUUUUCUUCCUUCCUCCUUUUUUUUUCUUUCUCGCCCGAUUUUGCCCAUUUCUCUUUGUCCAUCCUUCAUUUGGUUUACGCUUUGCAUUUUGAGCCUUUCAUUUAA